UUGUUUGCGGUAUAUCGUUUUACCUCUUGUUAACGUUUCCUUGUUCGGUUGAUGCAAUACAGACAUAUUGCAGUGUUAAAGUAGGUUCCAGAUGUUUUUAAGUGCUGCAGACCAGCUUCAUGGCAACAAAAACAAGGUUUUUAAAAGGUUACUAGAAAGAAAAACUCCUCUCAACGUCUUCACAACUCUAGGAUUUUCCAAGAUAACUGACAUCCCGCCAAAUGCGAAUGUAGCUCCCAACCCAGAAGCUGAUACUUCAAGACACCAGGAAACAGCUGAUGAUUCGCUGUACUCAGAUGAGUCGCUGUACUGUUUGCCUCAAGACAUCCAGAGUGCAGUACAGCAGGUGCUAAGAUCAGGAAGUGACAGUAGUAGUACCAGGACCAGUUCCACCUCCAGUACCAAUCAACAAUCCGGACCUCCUUUAAUUCCAAAACCGCCACCCCCAGUCCCACGACGUUCGUCUUGUACUUCGUCGAGCACUGCAAAUCUAGGACCGCCAAUUAGAAGCCAAUCCAAGGGCUCUCAAAUAAAAGAGAAAGGUGGAUUCUACAGAAACAUGUCGAAGCAUGCAAACAAGAAAGACAAGAAAGACUACGCUGGAACCUCUAAUUUCAGAGCAAGUCCCGCUGUUCAGGAUGCUAUCCUGCUAGUGAAAUUUGGUACAGAUGGUAACAAUGAUGACGUCUACGAAGACAUGGAUGACGGUGCAAGGCCAGAUAUAAAUGUCAAUACAUCGCUGGACAAAGAUUCACUUUUAUAUGAAGAUAUCACAGUGCACAAUUAUACCAAAGAGAGGGUUGAGAAAGAUUUAAAGGAGGAGAUUGAAGUUAAAACGUUGGCUCUUUGCUGGUGGAGUGAGAAACUGAACAAGCUGACGGACACUGCAGAGCAAAGGAUUGAACUGGAUCCAGUGUUUUGUGGAAGAAUGCAGGAAAUGUUAGCUAUCACAGUUCUUUUGUCAGGGGGCACAAUUCUAACUCCCUCUCUGGGAUCUGUUGAGGUGGGAAUUAUAUUCGGCUUGAUCUAUGAUAUCCCAGAAUUAGUUCAAGUUAACACACAGUGGAUAAAAAAUCAUAUAAAGCCGGCCAACUUCUUAGACAUAGUCAAUAUGUACGAUAAGAUAAAAGAUUACGGCUCCUGCUCUGAUGUUAUCCACAUUAUCCGGCAAUUUGUUCGAACAGCUGCUUCGAGUGAAGUAACAGGUAUCAUCUCCAAUUUGAUAAAACACAACCUGGACUGGGUGAAGAUAAUUGGACUGAACUACAUUUCCGUGGAGCUGCUGCGGGCAUCAAGGACAGUCGGGGGUUCUAACAGUAUGUCCAGGAUAAUGUGUGGAGCUGUCGGGAGGGAGCUGAACAAAACCCACCAAGAACUGGAUAGGAGCCCACUCUUCGUUAAACUCAUCUCGCCGGAUUUUAGAGCAAUUUUUGACGAUCUGAUGGAAUCAGUGACAGAAAUGGAGCAAAUGAGGAGUCUCUUCCGAAUGGAGCAGCAGAUAACGCAAAAGAUUAUGACUACUAUGAUGUCAAGUAACUUUGGUUCGAUUGUGGCCAGUAUCAAAGCCACUGUGGAAAAAGACGAUCAGGACGAAGAAGAAUCUGGACUAUUUGAGGACAGGCGGUGGAGGAGAUGUACAGGCAGGGAGCUUCUCCUGGCAUUUCAACAUCAUUUACCAACUGUUCCUGUACAAUACGAUGGUAAUCUGAUAGACUUCGUGGUUGUUGAGAUAAUAAUAGAUUGGAUAAAGUUCAACAAGUUUGACCUGCCUGCAGUGCUUUGCGUUAAUGUGCUGAAAGCUAUACGAAAGCUGGAUAAAUUGAGUGCAAUGUUUGUGGAAGUGGUGGUUGCAGAGACCCAUGCUCUGCUUGGUCCAGAAGCCUUCUCUUACAUAAACUCAUGCUUCAACUCACGCCCAACAACCUACGAGCACGUGACCCAGAAAUUUGUCCUGACUAAGGAUAACCUGGAGCUACUCCUCCUAGGAGAGCACGUGACCCUAAAGAGUAAGUGUACGCUCGGUAUGUGCGGGUACGUGGGAACGCUCAGCGUGGUGACGAUAAAGCUGGAGGAUAGCAGUGUUACUCCUGUGGUGAGGCUGAGCGACUCUGCUGAUAGGUCCCUCUCUCAAUCCAACACAGAACACAUGCACUACGACUUUGUUCACUGGUGUUUUACUAAUUAUGAGCAAUCGCAGCUGCAGGAGAAUGUUCAUCUUAUGUCUGUUAUGACUUCGUCUUAUCAGGAGAUUAAAAAUGGUUUGUCUGCUAUGGACGGGUGCGUUGUCUUAUUCUUUGCUAAGAAUUCCGACAGUGUUACCGUUUGA
Messenger RNA from Bolinopsis microptera, 2326 nucleotides. RefSeq lists its product as uncharacterized. NCBI's taxonomy places the organism in Eukaryota, Metazoa, Ctenophora, Tentaculata, Lobata, Bolinopsidae. The coding region runs from base 92 to 2326 and encodes 744 amino acids. The transcript is spliced from 3 exons. The record is from RefSeq and is a predicted model, not a curated record.